AUGAGCGAGGUUAUUCGUUAUCUCUGCGAUUCUUUCAAGCCGUUGGUGACCGAUGAUGAGUAUGAACGCGUGGAAAACUGCACGGAUGCGGAAUUAACGAAAGCACUGUUGUCCAAGAAAUUUCAGCUAGCCACAAAUCCCAAAAAGAGACCUUCAACUAUCCGUGUUGAUAACAUCAAGAGAAUGAAUAAUGGUUUUGGGCUUGGUAUAGAGCAUAAGACAUCACCACCUAUUGCUUAUGCAAACCUCAAGAAUCCUGAGCUAGUAGAAGCACAGCGUCGUCUAAGUAAACUGCGCCGAUCACAGUCUAGCUUGAACUCGGGACAGUCGGAAAGGGAGCAGUUGGAAGAUAUUAAUGCUUUACUCAAGCGCAUCAGCGAACUCAAACAACAAAGGGCUAGUGCGCUCAAUGCCAUCAGAAUCAUACCCUGCACAGGAUUCUACGCUACUGGUCUCUAUGCGGACAUAACGGCACAUAUCUUGCUUUUGGUGCUUGCAGUGAAACAUGCCCGGUUUCAUUGGUCUUUGUUGGAGUUCGAGAAGAUCAUUGGCCACAAUUUCAUCAAUCGGACGCUUAUUGAACUAGCUUUCACUCAUCCUUCUUACAAAAACGAUUUUGGAACAAAUGUGGAUCAUGUGAAGACGGCGCUCACCAAUUGCUCAUUUCGCCGAUAUGCACCUUUUACGGAAAAUAAUGAAAAGAAAAAAGGAUUCCGAAAUCUAAUGCAUAUCAUGGCUCAAUCUGGCUCAAGCAGUGCAGGAUUGUCCAAAAUUGCACAUAACGAGCGGCUAGAGUAUCUCGGAGAUGCGGUAGUGGAAUUGGUGGUUUCGAGCAGGCUCUUCUUCAUUCUUCCCCAUCAAGAGGAAGGAGGUCUUGCCACCUAUCGAAGUGCUCUUGUCCAAAAUCGGAAUCUUGCCGCUCUUGGCAAGAAACUGCAUCUGGGAGACUGGAUGAUGUAUGCACAUGGAAUUGACUUGUGUGAUGAAGAAGACUUCCGGAAAUCGUUGGCAAAUACUUUCGAGGCUGUAUUGGCUGCCCUGUAUUUGGACGCGGGAAUUGAGGAAUGUGAUCGGUAA
Messenger RNA from Cylicostephanus goldi, 1077 nucleotides. Lineage: Eukaryota; Metazoa; Nematoda; Chromadorea; Rhabditida; Strongylidae. The record is from the annotation of a GenBank genome assembly.